Messenger RNA from Penicillium cinerascens, 648 nucleotides. RefSeq names its product GNAT family N-acetyltransferase. The record is from RefSeq and is a predicted model, not a curated record. The coding region runs from base 1 to 648 and encodes 215 amino acids. Lineage: Eukaryota; Fungi; Ascomycota; Eurotiomycetes; Eurotiales; Aspergillaceae. Gene Ontology annotation, molecular function: acyltransferase activity, transferring groups other than amino-acyl groups. The transcript has 2 exons.
AUGGCCGCUCCAAAGUACUCUAUUGCCUCUGUUUCGGAACCGGACCUCCCCUUUUUGGCCAAUUUCAUCCAUGCCGCUAAGCUAUCUUUGAGCAUCAACCGUCUCAUCUUUAAAGACUGGCCAAAUGAGGCGCUCCAAAAGCAGAUGUACAGUGAAGCUGUUCAGGAUGGAUACUCCAACCCUUCGAUGGAAUGUUUUAAAGCAGUCGAUGUCGACUCUAAUGAAAUCGUCGGCUACUUUGUCCUUGCACGGAAGCGACCAGUCAAAGAGAGUCUAAUCGACAGCGGAAGCGAAGGUGAAGCCAUUCCAGAUGGCUUCAAUCUUGGUCUCUUUAGAGAGAUGACGGACGCGACCAUCCAAAUUGCCAAGCAGACGGACGCAAUCGAUCGCUUUGAAAUCGUCUACAUGUGUGUGAAGCCAUCCUACCAGUGUAAAGGAAUUGGUUCCAAGCUGGUUCAGCUCGGCUUCGAUCGUGCCCGUGCUGAAGGUAUCCCAUUUGCUGUCUGUGCCGAAGCACCAGCACAUGAAUUUUUCAUCAAGCUGGGAUUCAAAGACACAACACACUACGAUAUCGAUCUCCGGAAGUAUGCUCCAGCUUACAGUGGCUUCGGUAUUUUCCGACUGAGUGGGAUGAUGUGGCGCCCUUGA